Carassius auratus (goldfish) is the source of this 1047-nucleotide messenger RNA. Its product is annotated as 3-oxo-5-alpha-steroid 4-dehydrogenase 1-like. Gene Ontology annotation, cellular component: membrane. Lineage: Eukaryota; Metazoa; Chordata; Actinopteri; Cypriniformes; Cyprinidae. Gene Ontology annotation, molecular function: 3-oxo-5-alpha-steroid 4-dehydrogenase activity. The coding region runs from base 100 to 897 and encodes 265 amino acids. The transcript is spliced from 5 exons. The record is from RefSeq and is a predicted model, not a curated record. Gene Ontology annotation, biological process: steroid biosynthetic process.
GGCGGGGUUUGCCUACAUAGGGUCAGUUUGUUUUGUGAACGAGUUACAAAAUAAUACUCGAACCUUUCUUCUACCGAAGUAGUAUUUGGAUUAGCAAUUAUGGACGCUCUUCUGAAGACUUUAUUUUCCUCGGAGGAACAAGAGCUGUAUGUUUUGGAUUGCUUGUCGUACUUGAUGAUGGUUAUGGCAAUCAUAACCCAGGUGACUUUACUCUUUGAGCACGUCCCCUAUGGCAGAUAUGCAUCCAGCAGGUAUGGGUUUCCUGUGAAUGUCAGAGUAGCCUGGUUCGUUCAGGAGCUGCCGGCUUUUCUGCUUCCUGUGAGUUUGUUGCUGUGGAGUCCAUGUGCAAAGAUAAUGCACCUGCCCAACCAAUUACUUCUGCUCAUGUUCUUAUGCCAUUAUGUGCAAAGGUCCCUCAUCUACCCAUUUUUAAUUCAAGGAGGGAAACCCACACCAUUCAUCUCGUUUGUCCUGGCCUUUGUUUUCUGCAUCUAUAAUGGGUACCUGCAGGCAAGAUACCUGAGUCACUAUGCAGAUUACCCACCUGGUUGGGUUAUACAUCCCUGUUUCAUCACAGGGUCUUGUAUGUGGUUCCUGGGAUGGAUCAUUAAUAUGCACUCCGAUCAUAUUCUCAGGAACCUCCGUAAGCCUGGAGAGACCGACUAUAAGAUACCUAGAGGGGGCAUGUUUGAGUAUGUAUCAGGAGCAAACUUCUUUGGGGAGAUCGUGGAAUGGGCUGGAUUCGCUCUGGCUGGUCAUUCGAUCCAUAGUGCAGCUUUUGCUCUCUUCACUUUAAUUGUGCUGUCCAGCAGAGGAAUGGCCCACCACAAGUGGUAUCUCACAAAAUUUGAAGACUAUCCGAAAUCAAGGAAAGCUUUAAUACCAUUUGUUCUCUGAUCAUGUGGUAAACCCAGCCACCACACUCCCACAGAAACAAUAUUCUGUCAGUUUGGACUCAGAACGGAAGAAAAAAAAUCAAGAUACUCAUGGAUAAUAAAAAAAACUCUGCUGUAUGUGAAUAAAUGAGAAAUAAAAUAUGUUUAAAUG